AUGUUGUUUUUCUUAUUGGUUAUUUCAUCAAUCUUUAUUCUUGUACGAACAGUACCUAUUGAACAAUCUAAUUCGACAACAACUUUCAGUACUGAUAAAUUACCAACGAAUGGUUCUUCACUUGAUUUUCGACUUUUACCCUAUAUUGGUAAUGGUCAUAUAGCUACUGUCGUAUAUAGUGAUGUUAUUUAUAUGAAUGGACUUUAUAAUGGUGAAAAUGGUACCAGUCAUCGAGCACAUAUUCCAAGUGCAUUGAAUUGGGAAUUUAAAAUAAAUUCAUCAUCAUCAUUAUAUACUUUAAAUGUUUCAUCAGGUAUAUUCAUUGAAAUACUUGAAAAUGAUGAAGUUCGAAUUGAACGACGUUUCUUUGCUUCACAAGAAUAUACUGAAUUAUUACUUGCUCAUGUAUAUGUUACUAUAGGACAGAAAAUUAUUGUACCUAUUGAAGUACAUGAACAAACAACGAGUAUUGAUAUUGAUUUUGCUAAUGCAACUCGUUCUUCUCAAUAUGUUCUUUUAUCUGGUAAAACACGUGAAAUUGAAAAUAGUCAAUUUCAAGUAGAACCAUUGCCUGUAUUCGUUUAUUUUACACCAUUACCUAUUCAAGGAUUAGAACUUGAUCAAGAAGAAACAAAUCGAACAUAUCUUUUUGUUACUUCAAUUGAUGAAAAUCAAACAAUAGCUAAACAAAGUUUUGAUUAUGCAACAAGUGAGCAACAACCAGAUGCUAUUUUAUCAUCACAUAUAUCACGAUGGAAUGAUGUAUGGUCUAAUGGACAUAUUGAUAUAGAAGGAAAUGAUGAAUUACAAAGACAAAUCAAUUCUGCUUUUUAUUAUAUUUUAAGUUCUCUACCACCAUUAUCGACGAAAAGUAAACCGAAACAAUUUUAUGGUUUAGGUCCUGGUAGUCUUGCAUGGGGUGGACAACUAGGAGAAGCUUAUAGUGGUCAUGCAUUUUGGGAUAUGGAAAUAUGGAUGUAUCCAUCAGUUCUUCUUUUCUAUCCGACAUUGGCUAAAGAAAUAUUAUCAUGUCGAAUUGCUCUACAUGAUGCUGCAGCUUAUAAUGCUCGUCUAUUUGGUUACGAAGGAUGGAGAUUUCCUUGGGAAAGUGCUAGAACUGGUGUUGAUGUGACAAACGAUUGUUGUCCUUUUGGUCGAUUUUAUGAAAUGCAUAUUACAGGUGAUAUUUCAUUUGCAGCUGGACAAUAUAUUGCGGCUACAGGCAAUCGAGAUUGGUUAUUGAAUGAGUUUGGUGGAGAAUUAAUCUAUGAAACAGCUCGAUUUUGGGCUUCACGAGUGAUAUAUAAUAAUCAGACAAAACAAUAUGAAAUAUUAAAUGUUUUAUCACCAGAUGAAGAUGCUCAACCAUUUAAAAAUAAUACUGUUUAUACAAAUGCACUUGCUUCACUUUCUAUUCAAUUGGCUAAUAAUGUUAGUUGUAUUACUAAUAAAACGAUACCUCAAAAAUGGUUGAAUAUUGCAUCUAAUUUAUAUUUUCCUUUCGAUAAUUCAACUCAAGAUUAUCUUGAAUAUGAAGGUUUUAAUUUAAAGAAUACUACUAUUAAACAAGCUGAUGUUAUUCUUUUUGGAUUUCCAUUGAUGUGGCCAAUGAGUGAUGAAGUGAGACGAAAUGAUUUAUUAGUUUAUGAAGGUUUAACGCGUCUUGAUGGACCUGCUAUGACUUGGUCGAUGUAUUCGAUUGGAUUUAUAGAAUUCGGUGAUUUUGAUAAAGGUGACCAACUAUUUAGACGUUCGUAUCAAAGCUAUGUACAAUCUCCAUUCAAUGUAUGGACAGAAACUCAACAAGGUACUGGUGCAGUGAAUUUUAUAACCGGUAUUGGAGGUUUUUUACAAGCUGUUCUUUUUGGCUACGGUGGUAUUCGUCUAAAAUUAAAUCAACUUGAAUUUUAUCCCCAUGGUCAUCUACCAGAUCAAGCGACUAAAUUCAUCUUUCAUGGUAUUAAAUAUCAAGGAUUUGUUCUUGAUUUGACCAUUGAUAAUAAGAUGUAUGAAAUUUUUGUCAAUGCACUGAACAACAAUGAUUCCAUUCCUCUUGUAUAUGAACAUGGAGAGCAUCGUGGAUUCCUUAAACUAAAUGACCGUCUUUCAUUUCCCAUUGAUACGCUUCUUAUUAUUCGUCGAUCAGUCGCUCUUUGCCCUUGA
Molecule: messenger RNA, 2163 nt
Organism: Rotaria sp. Silwood1
Lineage: Eukaryota; Metazoa; Rotifera; Eurotatoria; Philodinida; Philodinidae
Source: the annotation of a GenBank genome assembly